Molecule: messenger RNA, 366 nt
Organism: Leptomonas pyrrhocoris
Lineage: Eukaryota; Euglenozoa; Kinetoplastea; Trypanosomatida; Trypanosomatidae
Product: putative phosphoprotein phosphatase
Exons: 1
Coding region: 1-366 (121 amino acids)
Biological process (GO): peptidyl-serine dephosphorylation; mitotic cell cycle
Cellular component (GO): cytosol
Molecular function (GO): protein serine/threonine phosphatase activity
Source: RefSeq, a predicted model, not a curated record
AUGGUCACGGGCCUUCUCUGGUCGGACCCGACAAACGACGUGCCCCUGUACAAGCGCAACCCACGCGGCUGCGGCUUUCUGUUCGGUCCCACCGCGUCGUCUAACUUCUGUGCAGCGAACAAGGUGGACUUCAUCUGCCGUGCGCAUCAGGUGGCGAUGAAUGGUUACUUCUGGACGCACAACGACCGCGUGGUGACGGUCUUCUCGGCGCCGAACUACUGCGGUGUGAACGGCAAUAAGGGUGCGGUGCUGGUCGUAAACGGUCACAACCGGCGGCCGAUCUUGAAGCAGUAUGAGAGCAUUGAGGCGGAGGAGGAGGCGCCCGGGCCUCGACCUGUGUUCCCCUACUCGUCCAUGUUCUCGUGA